UCCAUAAGCACGGAGUACGUACUCCGUAACUCAUUCAUGCCAUGUCAAUCAUCAUGUACCCCAGACCCGAACCCCGAACCCAGCGGAAGCAGAGAUGCAUUACCCACAACUACGUAUCAGACAUAUUAUGCAAUGCAGCAUAUCCUGCAAAUAACCGCAUGGCAUGCUAAAAAAGAAGGAAAGGGAUGGAAUAAGAAAAUACCCCCACUCGCGCUCGGAAUUAUUCCCUUCUGUCCUUCCCCCGCAUUUCUCCUUACUUACUUUCUUACAUCUGACGUCUGCCGUGCAGCUAGCUAGCUAGGUAACUAACUAGCUACCUUAUGCACGGAUGGGAUACUAUAACUAUAUUAUCUUGUAGUAUUAGAGGGGAGAGCGGAG
This is a messenger RNA of Aspergillus piperis CBS 112811, 378 nucleotides long. RefSeq lists its product as uncharacterized. The transcript has a single exon. The record is from RefSeq and is a predicted model, not a curated record. NCBI's taxonomy places the organism in Eukaryota, Fungi, Ascomycota, Eurotiomycetes, Eurotiales, Aspergillaceae. Bases 37 to 297 code for a protein of 86 amino acids.